CCUGGAGGCCAUGCAUAAAGCUGCAGACAUCAUCCACCUCCUCAACAGGGAGGGGCUUGGCUCCAUCUCCCAGGAUAUUGCAGUCAGCCUUCGCCCCUUCAUUGAUGAUGAGAAGGGCAGUGUGCGCUCAGCUGCCAUUGUACUGCUUGGCAACGUGGUGAGCAGGGUGCAGGACCCCGACAAACCCUUGGUGCAGCAGGAAAUCAUCCACUGCUUGCUCCCCCUGCUGCUGCAUCUUGAAGACCAGGAGGAGAGUGUGAAACUGUCAUGUAAACUGACGCUCUUCCGCUGCGCAGUCUUCCUCAGGUGGGCUCAUUUGAAGACGCUCUUCCGCAGCAUGGCCUGGGAUGGCUCCUCACAGCUCUUGAAGUGUGUCUGGAUCUGCUUGAUGCAGAACAACGAGAGCCACAUCCCCAAAUUCCUGUUCCAGGCCUUACAGUACCUGGAAAGCUCACAGACAACAAUAAGACAUUCAGCAGCCCGAUUCAUUGCUUUUCACGAAGUGCCUUUGAAAUCGGACAGGACUACGUGGUACAUCCUCAACAGAUAUUAUAAAUAUUUGCAGCAGCUUGAAAAUCUCGUGUUGGGUUCUGCAUUCGACUAGGGAACCGGGACCGACUCCGAAGAGCUCUUUGUCCUGCUAUGACAUCGAGAGGCCAACAGCAGCCAAUUGAGCCCACCACUGAUCCCAUCUCUUGUGAGACGGCAAAGCAGCUUUGCAUGGGAAGGAGGAGACAGAAGAGGCCAAGCAGCGUGUGCCGGGCUGAACCAGCCACACAGAACCCCAUAGUCUAGGUGGAGAAAGCCAAGCCCCUCCCCAGCCCUGCCGGACAUGCUCCAACUGGAGCACCACAGUGUAAGGGAGCAGCUCAGCUCACGCUAGGCAGACCGCUGAAAAUGGAGGAUGCACACUGUAGUCUCCAGUCCAGAAACAGCUCAAGCCCCUGACUGCAGAGACCCGAGGCACCGAGACCCAGCGCAUCCCCUGGGGCCUGCAGACAUGCAAGGGAGAUUGGAGACUCUGGGAGUUUCCCACGCUGGGAAUCCAGAGACCCCCAGCCCAUGGCCAAGAGACAUCUCCUAGGAAGUAACCUGGGUGAACUAGCCAUUGUCAUCCCCAGGCUGGAUCCCCACUGACUCAAUGGCAAACACAUUGGCCACGGACGAGGCCCUGGGCGAAGAGCCGGUGGAGUAACGAGGGCCUGGGUCCACCUGCCCUGGCUGCCAUCCAUCCUUUGGUGGCUGCCCACGUCCCCAUUAACCCACUAGACUGCACAGCCCCAAGAGGAGGGGCAACCAUCUUGCCUCUGAACUCUCAGCCAAACAGCCCUGCACUGACGGGCAGCUAUACUGACUCCGGCCGUUGGGCCACACAGCAUUGAGGGAGAGAGUAACCAUAUUGUCCGUUGCCAUCGGGCCACACGGGCGUAAGAGACAGGAUAGACAUAUGGACUCUGAGCGUUGAGCCACGCAGCCCCGACGGAGAGGGCAGCCGCACGGACUCUGGUCGCUGGGCCACACAGCCCCAACGGAGAGGAUGGCCGCACGGACUCUGGUCGCUGGGCCACACAGCCCCGACGGAGAGGGCAGCC
This is a messenger RNA of Chelonia mydas (Green sea turtle), 1592 nucleotides long. RefSeq names its product maestro heat-like repeat family member 5. Gene Ontology annotation, cellular component: cytoplasm. The transcript has 6 exons. The coding region runs from base 11 to 604 and encodes 197 amino acids. NCBI's taxonomy places the organism in Eukaryota, Metazoa, Chordata, Testudines, Cheloniidae. The record is from RefSeq and is a predicted model, not a curated record.